Messenger RNA from Colletotrichum spaethianum, 561 nucleotides. RefSeq lists its product as uncharacterized. The coding region runs from base 1 to 561 and encodes 186 amino acids. The transcript has a single exon. Lineage: Eukaryota; Fungi; Ascomycota; Sordariomycetes; Glomerellales; Glomerellaceae. The record is from RefSeq and is a predicted model, not a curated record.
AUGCGCCUGUACGAGGAAUACGACAACGAAACGGAUUCACACUACCACCACCUCAGAGGUACCAGAAACCUAUUGAAUCACGACGCCAUCGCCCGUUUUGUCACACAGGGCGGGCUAGCCGAGGCCGCGAGUUGGGUCCACCUCCGCCAGGCCCUUUACGUAUACCUGGUUCGUCGAACACCCAUAGAAAUAUGCUUGGAGAACUUUGAGAGAUCGUCCACAUUCAAAAGCAACGAUGACACGGCGCACGCAAAUCGCAUCGUGUACCUAUUCGCAAAGGUGCUGAAGCUUUUCUUUCCCGAGGAUGGGAUAGAAUCCCCUACAGAUAGCGCGACGGCGUGGGAGAAACUGCAAGCCGACGUGGAGGUUUGGUAUCGAGAGAAACCCAUCUCGUUCCGACCGCUCUUUUACGAAAAGGCAGAUGUGGUGAGGGAGAGGCCUUUCCCAACCCUCUGGAUGGCUGCUGAUCCAGGUAAGAAGAGCGCUCAUUCCUGUGCCAAGUCAAAAACGGAGACUAGAGGCAGAUCCCUUAGCAUGGAAGGGUUUGCGCACCGGUGCUGA